Molecule: messenger RNA, 3657 nt
Organism: Magallana angulata
Lineage: Eukaryota; Metazoa; Mollusca; Bivalvia; Ostreida; Ostreidae
Product: ADAMTS-like protein 4
Exons: 17
Coding region: 367-2946 (859 amino acids)
Biological process (GO): extracellular matrix organization
Cellular component (GO): extracellular matrix
Molecular function (GO): metalloendopeptidase activity
Source: RefSeq, a predicted model, not a curated record
UUUGAAGCUUGAUCCCGAGCAUUUCCCGGAUAGCAUGACAUGCUGGUUUCCGUGAGGGGUGCAUGUUGAUCAUUGGUGCGGAUGUCACCUGUUUGACUUCAAUAAAACUAAUCAUACCUGGAAUUCUAUUACGUCUGAGUAUUGCUACCUCACGGGUUUCGUCUAGCUGAGCUGUUCUGUUUUAAAUGUCACCUGUCUUUAUUUGAGGAAAUAUUGUUUUAAAACCCGGAGAUUGUCAAAGAGAGUGUGGAAUAAUAUUGAAAUAAGACUUCAAGAUUCAUAUUUUUCAACGAUGAAUUAAGAAACGAGACUAAUUAAAAAUGGUGGAUGACACGUGACCCUGAGGUGUAAAUCAUCAUCAGCAACAUGGACAGGACUCUCAUUAAACUGGUGAUCCUGUUAACAGUCAUACUUCAGCUUUCGACUGCUCAGAGAACAUGGACUGAGUGGUCGCCAUGCACCGCUACCUGUGGACCGGGGGUUCGACAUCGGUACUUGCAAUGCUUACCAAGUGCUCAAAAUUGCUAUGGAAAUCAAAAGCAGUAUAAAGUUUGUAAUGUUGAGGACUGUAAGGGUAAGGGCAAUGACUACCGAUCAACAGAGUGUCGGAAGUAUAACUCAAAGAAGCACAGAGGGAGAUUCUUCCAGUGGGAAAAAUAUAUUCUCCCCUCCCGUCAGUGUGCAUUAACAUGUAGAGCAGUUUACUAUGGACUCCACCAAACAUUUCGUGGAGAAGUUCGGGAUGGGACAUUUUGUGACGACACAUCAACUGAUAAAGUCUGCAUUCAAGGAAGAUGCAUUACAGUGGGCUGUGAUGGGAUUGUGGGAUCUGGAGCAGUGGUUGAUCGCUGUGGAGUCUGCAACGGGAACAAUCGGGAUUGCCAGACAAUCUCUGGGAUCUACACUCGAGCCUCUCUACCUUAUGGAUACAACCUCAUCACUCGCAUUCCAGUUGGAGCCUGCAAUAUCAAUAUAACAGAGCUAGGAGCCAGCAGAAACUACCUAGCCUUCCGUCUUCAGAAUGGAAGUUACGUAAUGAAUGGCAAUAAUCGCCUCAGCAGAGCGGGUGAUUACGAGGCAGCGGGGACUACCUUUACCUACAGGAAGCGGGAGGGGACGGGGUGUCCAGGGGAGUGUGUCAGGGCCAAGGGUCCAGUCAAUCAGACGGUAGAUGUACAGUUGCUGUAUUACCGAACAAGCCCUGGCAUCUUGUAUCAGUUUACAAUUCCUAAACACAUGACCAAAGCAGCGAUGGAGGCAAUCAUUCCAAGACUGAAGGUGGGGAACCAAUUUAACCCUGCAGUGGACCAGCCUUUGGCAGACGGCAGCAUGCAAUCCGCCUACGAGACUGGGUACGAAAAUAUUCCUACUGGAGAGGGAAGUUACCCCUUCCCUAAGGACUACAGACCUAGGAUCAUUCCAAACAGGAGGACUUCAGUGCAGUCCCCUCCCCAGUACAUUCCAUAUUCAGGGGUCAAACCUGAACUCCAGAGUUUGACUUUAAGUGGGCGUGGUCAAUCAAGGAAUCUUACCGAAUCCCAACAAAGACAGUACUCCGCGUACUACGGACCAUUCAAGCCCAACCAGGCAGUGUCCGGAGAUUACGGCAGAAGAUAUGCGACGCUUUCAUCCGAUACUGCUCGUAACAAUGCGAUCAAUCAGGGCUACCCUGUACAGAAUAACAAUGUGAUCAAUAAUCGGCCUCCUGUUCUUGCUGCUAGAAACAUCCCAGAUGCAUCCCGAUAUGAUUGGAGAAUUGUGGGAUUUACGGAAUGUUCUCUUACUUGUGGAAGAGGCGUACAACAGACUAAGAUUGUGUGUUUGGAGAGAGACAGGAAUCUGAUUGUGACGGACGACAACUGUGUUCCCACGACGCGACCCGCCGUACAGACGAUCCAGUGUAACAUCAGAAUAUGUCCGCCUGGGUGGGACAUCAGAAAUUGGUCGGAUUGCAGCGUGUCUUGUGGACGUGGCAUGCAGACACGCCCAGUGGUCUGUGCUCAGAGAGUCUCGUCGACUUCCAGGAUCGACAUUCAGCCCAGCAAAUGCCCUAGCCCUCGACCUGAGUCCUCGCGCACUUGCAUGAAUAAACCAUGUGCAGAGUGGAAGGUUGGAGAGUGGCAGAAGUGCUCCAGUGUGUGUGGUAAAGGAGAGAGACGUCGGUUGGUGGUCUGCCACAGUGUGGAUGACAGGAAUGUUACAGAUGACCAGUGUGAGGGCCUCAAGCCGCUGGAUAUCCAGAUCUGUGACAUGGGAUCUUGUGCUCAGGGCUGGUUUCACAGCCCAUGGUCAAGGAAGUGCUUUCCUUCCUGUGGAAGAGGACAUCGCAGUAGACAAGUGUACUGCUCAUCUCCCGACGGAUCUCAGAUAUCGGAGGCCAAGUGCCAGUCCAAGAAACCGAAGCAGAAGAAAGCCUGUCGGAACAAGCGACCCUGUGGAGGCUACUGGUUUGCUGGGCCCUGGUCAGAGUGUUCAUCAACCUGUGGGUCUGGGGUUCAGGAGAGGAGUGUUAUAUGUGUGAAGAAGCUAGACAAGAAGUUGUUUACCAUUGUGGGUAAGGAGAACUGUAGAGGGAGGGAUAAGCCAGAGAUGGAGAGACCCUGCGAACAGCUGCCACCAUGUCAACCUCAGUGGUUCAUGACGCCAUGGACUCAGUGUUCUGCAAGUUGUGGGACAGGCACCAAGACGCGAGAGGUACGCUGUAUGGACCCAGAACUAGCCCCCAGCUCUACCUGCACCGCGAACAAAAAACCUAGUCAACAAAACAUCUGUAACACUCAGCCCUGCACGGAUGAGAGUGUACAACAAGAUCCUAGCUGUAAAGAUGUGUACAAGUUCUGUAGAUUGGCAGGGCCAGCCCGGCUAUGUUCAUACCCAUUCUAUCAAGAAAACUGCUGCUCCUCAUGCCAGACAUAUCAACAUAGAAAAACCAAAGAAAAGCCAUAAUUUGUAUUAGCCCACUGACUAACUACUCAUCAUUUUAUGCUUCUAAAGUACAUGUCUAGGGUAAUCUGUCGGAUUAGUCUCUUUGUAUGCCAGUGUCCAGAGAAACCAGAGCCUGGAAAAUGCACUGAUAUAUAUAAAGGGAGAGAACUGUAACAUAUUUGAAGAGGACUGAUAAUCUCAUGCCUGUAUAUGGAGUGUGGGUCAAAACGAUGUAGUGCCCUGAUGGUAUAGUGACACAGACCGGCUGUGCUGCACCCCCCAGGAAUAAUGGCGGGAAAUAUAGUGCUAUAUCUCUGUGUUAGGUUUGGUAGGUUUGGUAGGUUUUAUAUUUUUUUUUAAAAACAAAGUACUUGGUAUAUUUGUAUACGUAUGGAAGGUCUGACAAUUUGUAAUGGCUUUGUUGUCAAGCUUUUAUUAUUUUGUAUUAUGGUGUGUUUGACCAGUGUAUGUGUGUGUGAAGACAAUAUAAUUAUAUAAUACUGAUGUGUGGAACUUAUUUAUAUUUUGUACCUUGUUUUUUUUCUUUAAGUAUUACUGACUAGAGUUGUUAUAUACAAUUAUAUACUUACUAUUGUUGCAGCAGCUUUGAGUUGUAAAUCCACAAUCAAGUACAUGUAUAUUUAUGAUGAAAACUUUACAUUGUUGUAAUUUGCUAUCCCCCCAGACCAAAGCAUUUUUAUUGAUAAAUAAAUUUAAUGUGAAAAAUAUGUA